Molecule: messenger RNA, 1432 nt
Organism: Phaedon cochleariae (mustard beetle)
Lineage: Eukaryota; Metazoa; Arthropoda; Insecta; Coleoptera; Chrysomelidae
Source: the annotation of a GenBank genome assembly
GUCAUGUUGUCAAACUUUAUAGGUUAUAUACGUGGAAAUGGUUUAACUUGUAGUAUAAUAUGAGUAUAAUAUUUAAUUUCUAAAUAAACACUUCGACAAUUGGCUAAAAAACUGACCGAAAAUGGGCCAAAGAAGAAAAAACACCAAGGAUAUCCUUGCACGGAUAAACUUUCCUCUGUACACGGUCCAGAUGUUGACAACCAGAUAUGUUAUUGUUGGUGGAGGAGGAGGAACCUCCAAAACAGGAGUUGCAAAUGGCUUUGAAAUAUUUGAACUGUCUCAUGAUGGUACUAAGUUUAUAGCAGAAGAAGUGACAAGACAUGAAACUGGGGGCAAUGUAGUCAUGUACAGUACUGCAUACUCUGAUAACAAACGUUCUUACGUUGUAGCAGGUCAAGAGAGCCACUGCCAGCUCUAUAAUGUCAACAGCAUGCUUGUAACUGAAGAUGAUGUGGAAAACAUUGGCAAUAAUGUUUCUGAUAGUAGACAAAGAAAAUCUAAUUCAAAUGAGAAGACAGAUAAAAACAAAAAUGUUAAUAAACGACUGCAAUUUGUAAUGAGCCCUGGAGAUAGUAUUCAGACAGAUUUUGAUGGCUCAGAACCACUGUCAAGGGUUGCUAGAAUUAGUCACAAUGGAAAACUAUUAGCCACAGGUGGUACAGAUGGUGUCAUUAGACUUUGGAAGUUUCCAAGUUUGCAGCCUUUAACAAAACUGAAAGCUCACCUCAAAGAAAUUGAUGACAUUGAUUUCAGUCAGUAUGGAAACUAUUUGGCCACAGUUGCAAAAGAUGGCUUAGCUAUUCUUUGGGAUUGUGUCAAAGGCAAAGAACAUAGCAGAGUAUCUUGGAAACAACCAGAGGGCUCUAAGUACAUCUAUAAAAGAUGUAGAUUUGGUAGAAUUGAGGGUGAGGAAAAAUCAGCCCUCUACACACUGACGAACCCUACUGGUUUAGCAAGGAAGCAAAAAUCAUACCUUCAACAGUGGCUACCUGACACUGGUGCCCUAAGAAGGAUAGCUGAAUUUGAUGAAAGUAUUUGUGCCCUUGCAGUUAGAGAUGAUGGUAGAUUUGUUGCUGUAGGGACAAUGUUCAGUGGAUCUGUAUCCAUUUAUGCAUCUUUUAGUUUGCAGAGAAUAUUGAAUGUUUCUGGUGCACAUUCCAUGUUUGUUACUGGUUUAGAGUUUUUACCUGUACAUAAUGAAAAUAGAACAGUAUCCAGUGUUGUUGAAUGUGCUGUUCUAUCAAUUUCUGUGGAUAACCAUGUCUGUAUACAUACUCUGCCAUAUAGAAGAACAAUGCCAGUUUGGGUAGGAAUUUUCAUACUACUGAUCACAUUAUUUAUCACAUUCAUGCUGUGUUCUUAUGUUGGGUUGUGAAAUUGAAAUGUUUACAAAAACACCAAUGAAUCAAUAAAAGUCAUAUUUAUUUUCUUU